AUGGAGAACUACGAGUCGCCCUCCGAAGUUUUAAAGAAAAAGGGGAAAAUCGAAUCAGGAGACAAGGGGAAGGAGAAAAAAGACAAACUGAAAUUUAUUGACAUAUUUAACGACAGCAAUGACGCAGAGCAGAGUGAUACCAAAGUUGGGAGUUUUUUAAAAAAAAAAAAAAUAAGUGAAAGCAAAAGGAAGGUGAAGAAUAAAAGCGCGUACCAUUUGGAAGGUCUACCAAAUGUGUACGCCACCGAUUUGGUGAGCUCCAGCUUCGCCAGCUCCAGUGUGAUAAACUCCAGUGUGGUCAACUCGGGAACUCCUGACGGGGAGAAAAGCAUCCCGGGGGUGAACAGCAACCAACGAAGCAGAAGUGUGUUGAACAAUUUGAACAUUUUUGCCGACGAGGGAGAGCACAGCCAUGCCUAUCUCGUCAACGAGAUUUACCGGCUGAAGGCCGAAGUGGAAGAAGAGAAACAAAAAGGGUGCCGCACAAAUGAGGAGACAAAACUGGUGAAGGAGAAAAACGACCUGCUCAGCAAAAGCAUCAGCGAUAUGAAGGUAGAAAUGGAAAAGCUCCAAAAUAUUUACGACGAGGAAGUUGUAAAAAUAAAGGAGUCCUACGAGAGGCGCCUCCUAGUUUUUCAGGCAGAGCUGGAAGAAAAGGAAAAUUACUUUAAGAAGCAAAAGGAGGCCCACCGACAAGAGUUCGAGGCGCAACUGGAGGAAUAUAAGCGUAUGUACCACGAUGAGAAAAGGAAGAGUCAAGAGAGGGAGAGACUCCUCGGGGAGGCGGCCAUCGAACGGGAGAGGCUCACCAAGGAGGCUGCCAUCGAAAGGGAGAGGCUCACCAAAGAGGCGGUCAUCGAAAGGGAGAGACUCCUCGGGGAGGCUACCACCGAAAGGGAGAAACUCACCAAAGAGGCUGCCGCCCAAAUGGAAGAACUCCAAAACCGUGUAGACCAAAUGACCGAACAGGAAAAAGACCUAACAAGGUGCUUCAAAGAAGAAAAGGAAAAAAAUGAACAAAGCAAAACGCAAGCAGAGAAAUACCAACAGCAAAUUCUCAACUUAAAUGAAAUUAUACAAAAAAAAAAUGAAAAUAUUAAAAAUAUGGUAAAUGAUAUCCUGUUGGUGAAAAAUGUAUAUGACGAGCUAGCCAAGGAGAAGGAACUAAACGAAUUGGGGAAGAAAAAACUGGUAAAAAAAAUUGAUACGUACGAAAAGGAUUUUCAUUAUUUAAAAAAGAACAUGGAGGGAUACAGACUUAAUAAUGAUAACCUGAGGAAGUGCAACCAGGAACUGAAUGAACGAGUGAGGAAAAUGGAGUCUCAGAUUGGUAGUCUUCAAAACGAAAAUGAAUUUUUAAAAAAAGAAAAUCUUCUUUUUAACAAAAAGUUUUUGAAUGUAAAAAGGGGGAAAAAAAUCGCUCAGUUGGACUACUUUUCCGACUCGACGGAUGUCAAGGAUGAGGUGCCUAGUGCGGACAGCAGUGUGGGGGGAAACAACUCGUUCGGGAUUCGCAGAGAUACAGUGCAGGUUAAGGAAGUGAACGUAAUGGGACAAGCGAACGAGCUAGGCAAGGUGAAAGAUGCGAGUGGUGAAAGCAGCGCUGACGGGGAUGGUGAUGGAGAUGCAGACGGAGACGCAGACAAGUGCACGAAGCGGAAGAAAAAAAAAAAGAAAAAAAAUGCCUUAAAGAAGAAAAAGAAAAAUUUUGAAAAAGUUGUAAAUCGGGGCGAGAAAGGGGCAAGAAGCGACAGUAACAGCGACGGAAGCAGCGACGGUAAUAGCGACAGCGACUGCGGAGAGGGCGGGGAAGGCGCCUCCUCCACUGGGGAGGAUCGCCCCGUAGAGCCAACGUGCGCGCUGAGCGUGCUGGCAACCGGUCGCGGCAAGCGGAAAGGGGGCAGCAUCGGUGGCGCCCAUAGAGGAGAAAACGCAUCAGACGAGGGUGCAGCAGAGUCGAGCGAAUCAGACGAAUCGAACCAAUCAAGCGAAUCAAACCAAUCAGACGAAGCGGGCGAAACCCACCUCAGCACGCUAAGCCUACCAGGCAGCAAACCCAACUGCGCGGGCUCCUCAAAAAAGGAAGUGCACCUGUCCGAUGUGAGGCGCAGUUUAGCCAAUUUAGUAAGCAAAAAAAAACUGAAGGAAAGUGCCAUCGGAGCAAAUUACGAAGAGAUUGGAACUGCAGACCGAUUCGAGCUGAUCUCUAAAUUUUUGGAAAACGGUACAAAAGAUGAAAAGAAAAAAAAAAAAAAAACAACAAAAAAAAACAAACAAACAAAGUGCGAUUAUAGUAAGACAAAUUUUAGCGCCACCAGUCUGGGCAGCUCCAACAUUUUCAAUAAAGAGCUAAGCAGCAAUAGGUAUCUUUUCGACCUGAAUCUGUACAGCUUAAAAAAAUAUAACAUCUUCAGCUUCAGCAAUGGAGUGUUUCCCCCAGGGGGGGAGCACAACUUGAGCAAUCUGGUGCGUAAGAAGAGGAGCUGCCUAACGCGCAUGGGCCACUUGGAUGACGCGCAAAAUUUGAUCGACGAGCAGAAUCUGGACGGAGUGCACAACCUGGGCGACUUGCACAACCUGGACGACGUGCACAAUUUCCACAUACGCGCAAAGAACACUUGGCGCAGCCGAACGGAGGGGUUCCCUCCCGCGCUGAGGGAUUCCUCCUGCGGCAGAGCCAGUGGGGGGGAAGAGGCAGACUAUGUUGAAGCUGCAGCACGCGCGAGGAUCCUCCAAGGAGGUGCCAACUGUGCAAACGAGACAAACGAUGAUAUGGAGAAAAACAAAACGAUCAAUUACUUCUUGGCCAACAUAAAAAAGGAAAAGACAAAUUCGAACGAAAUUGUGGUGAAGAGAAGAGAGACUCGUCUGCAGGAGCUCCUCAGUAGACGUGACUCCUCUAGCGGAUCCUGCCAAGUGGGGAAGGAGCAGGUGGUGCGGAAGUUGCUGGGGGGGGAGGAGCCCAUCGAGGGGGAAAAAAGCGAUCACCAUGGUGGUGCCUGUGGUAGUGCUGUGGGGAGUAGCCUGCGCAGUGGUGUAGGCAGCGGAAUGGGCAGCUUCGGCUGCAGUGGCGCGGACGAACUUGGGCGAUACAGGCACCACCUCCGGGGGGGCCAGAGGGACAUGCAGUCCUACCUCCUAAGCAAGUGCAAAGGGAAAAACAACAUCUACGGUCUGUUCAUCAUCAACGAGCGGCUAAAGAGCAUUUACAAAAACAUAGAGAACAAGAGAAAGUCCAUUAGCAACUUCCCAGUCAGUAUGCCGAAGAUUGAAAGUCAAAAGCAAAUUAGUAGUUCCUUUGACAUCGUGCACACAGGAAAGUUACUUCCCGAGGGGGAGGAAAACACACCCAUGGUGAUUCCCUUUGCUUGUAAAAAGAAUGCUCACGAAAUGGUGCCUACAUUUGAGCAUAUGGGAAAGUCAAACGAAUUGCAUGUGGAUUUACCAAAUGGUCUCCUCAAGGGGGAAGUUCCAUCGGGCGAUGAAACAAACAAAACGAGUUUCACCUCGGAAAGUAGGUUAACAGAAGAGACGCCUAGUGCAGGCAGCGCCUUUGUAGUGUCUGGAGAAGACCCCCUUUCAAGGGAGGGGGAACAAAUGGGGAAAAAUCUCCUUUUGGAAUUUUCAAAAAAUAUGAACAGGUCAGGCAAAAAAGGGGAACCCAGUUACACACACGAGGAAAAUGACGAGGAGGACAUCUUUUUUAAAAAAAAAAGUUACCUCGGAAAUACCCACUCCAUUUCGGUUAUGUUUGAUAAGAAUCAGCCAUCAACGGGGGGAUACCUCUCCUCAAAUGAGUCUCAUUCGAGAGGGGUAACAAACGGGGCAGAGGCACACAUGCGUGUAGUGGCUGGUGAAAACCCCCGUUCCAUGGGAUGGCAUCCUUUGCACCAGGAGGGGAUGGAAAAAUACGUUUCGUUCGUAAAAGUGGGCAGGAAGGUGCUUCAGGAGGGGGGGGACAACGUUGGAAGGGGACCUCGGGGUGAAGGUCGUCCACUUGGAGAAGGUUUGGCCCAUCACGGCGGAUCGGUUCUUCGCGAUGGACCACUUCUUCGCAAUGGACCACUUCUUCGCAAUGGACCACUUCUCCACGGUGGACCACUUCUCCACGAUGGACCACUCCAUCACGCGAAUGAACAAAGAGACAACGAAUUUGCGAAGCACCUCAAAGAGAUGGACGGCCCACCAAAAGGCAUCCCUCGCCAAACCAACAAAAGCAAAGAACAGGAAGCAGUCAACAAGUUUGACUUAAAUGAUGUGUUUAAUUCCAAUUUUAACAACUUUUUAUUGUCCUAUAAGAGUAAAAAAAGGGAGGCCGCCAUAUCUCCCUCUUCCCCCUCUUCUCCCCCCUCUUCGUCACCUUCCAGAAAUCGAAUUUUCGAAAUUUUAAAAAAAAAAAACUCCCCACAUGAUCCCUCGCAUGAUCGAAAUUGUGCGGACUCCGCGAGGGAGGACUCCUACUUUGAAAAUUAUUUAAACGGUUUGAAGCAGCAGAGGGGUAGGGCCCGAGUGGGGGAAGACCCAAGCGAUGUGCACAUUCGCCGUGUUGAUAGACACGACCCGCAGACCGGAUCCACGGAUGAACACACACAGAGGGGAAGCAACAAAUGGGACUGCUUGGCUGAAACGGAAAAGUUCAAAAAAAAAGGUUCUCCACAAAAUAGUAAUGCUGUGGGAGAUCCAAAUGUACUUAUGCAAAAUAAUGCCAACUCGGGGACCAUUUCCGGGGGUGGAAGUGACUGUCGUGGGGAUUCCAACGGAGGCAACAUUAAUAAGGAGAGCGAGCGGUUUCUAUUCAGCAGUAACUCCGUGAUGAACGCUGGGUCGAACUCCAUCGGGGGGACGACGUAUGAACAUGUGAGGAGCCACAUGGACAAUAAUGCUCACUUCAUCAAUUUUGUUAAAAAUAAAAGGCAAAGGGAUAUCCUGCUGGGGGGGGAACAUGGCAACUUUGGUCUUCGUUUGACCAACCAAGAGUGUAAUACAUCAAAUGGGAGCGAUGAACUGAACUGGAAGAAAUCGCCAUGAGUUUCACUACCUCCACCCCCGUGGGGGGUCACUUCCAAAUGAGUAACGCGGCAAAAUGGAUGUUUUUUUUUUCGUUUCCAUUUUGGCGCGACAUUUGCCUGAACGUUCAGGCGAAAAGUGUCCACGUUCGAGCGUUUGGACGUUUGAACGUUUGAAC
This is a messenger RNA of Plasmodium vivax (malaria parasite P. vivax), 5185 nucleotides long. RefSeq lists its product as hypothetical. Lineage: Eukaryota; Apicomplexa; Aconoidasida; Haemosporida; Plasmodiidae. The transcript has a single exon. Bases 1 to 5028 code for a protein of 1675 amino acids. The record is from RefSeq and is a predicted model, not a curated record.